GACCUGGGAGCCUGGGCCAGAGUGUUUUGACUUUUCCCGUCAGGUGGACGCCCAUGAGCCGGAGAUAGAAUUACGGGGUUUCCUCCGAGAAGAUGCCUUUGCCAUGACACGGCAACGUCAGGAUGGAUGUCCUUAGACAGCGGGGCCGUAUCGCCGUGCAACUGUUUGGAAGCUUUUAGAGAAUAAACCCCCAAACUCACUACGCAUUUGAAUGCUUAGGAUUUUUUUUUAAGCAUCUCAUCCUGAAAGCUUAGAGACCGUUAGAAUUUCUUUUUCUAAACGAAUCGUCAUCUUUCCUGUGACUGAAUCAGUUCAGGGAGUAUCUUUUCAAUGUAAGGAGGAAACCCUCCUCUGGUCAUUGGGGCCGUCUCAGGAUUUUUAAUAUUCCGAAGAUUUACUCUCUGUUGCACCCACAGGUUAAACAUUUGGGUCAGGCAGUGCAAUGCUUUUUUGGAAAAUGCUUUGCAUCUUUUCUGUUCUUGAAAUGCCAGCCUACUUUGAUCUUUUUCUGAUGAUUUACCAUCAGUAUUAUGAAGGUUAUUGUGAAGGAACCUGAGACCACUGAAUUCUCAUGCCAGAUUUGAAAUCGUUUUUCUGUCUUCAACUCUGACGUUGGUGUCACUCUUAACCGGCUACGUUCCUGACCCUCUAAUGGUUACAAUUUAAUGCGUUGAUCUGUUGUGGGUUUUGAAUUUAGAUAACUGCAUUUGAUAGAAUUGUUUUUAAAGUAAAAGAAAAAUCAAUGAGGAGCUCUUGGCUUUCUACUUUUAUUUAGCUUUUCAUUUUAUAAAAUGCCCAUUUUAGAAAACACAGCUAAGCCAAAGAAAGAAAAUUAAAAUUAUAUAGACUCCUGCUACUUAAAGAAAGCCAUUGCUAGCAUUAGCAUAUGGCCUUAAUUUUUAAAUGCAUAAUAUUUGUAAAAAAAAUGAAAUCAUGGUGUAGACUGUUUGGGUAUAGUAUAUACAUGUUUGCAUGACAUAUCCUGCCUGGCUUCCCAUUUCACUCUUUUUUUUCUUUGCACAUUUAUAGUAGCUACAGAAUAUUCCUUUGUGCCAGACACUUUCAUAAGUAAGGUAGGUAGCCUAGUGCAUAGACCUUGUGCCGUCUAUUUUAGCAGCUCAGAGCAUUUUUAACUUAUAUCUUGGUUUUUGGUCAAGAUGCAUAAGUGAGGUGAUUUAAGAGUUGUGCAAAAGGGAAGAUUUAAUAUUGAGUUCUAUACAAGGGCCAACAGUUUAUCAUAGCAUAUCAGAUUUACUGAAAAGAUGGAACAUAUCAUUGAAAUUUGUUCUAAUUAUUUUCUGUUUCUAGGCUCACUUUUAUCCUCCCUCCCUCAUUUCUCUCUCUUUUUUUUAAUCUUUUUCUUUCCCCCUCCAAGAAUGAAACAUGACUGAGGAUUCUCAGAGAAACUUUCGUUCAGUAUAUUACGAGAAAGUGGGGUUUCGUGGAGUUGAAGAAAAAAAAUCAUUAGAAAUUCUCCUAAAGGAUGACUGUCUGGAUAUUGAGAAACUUUGUACUUUUAGUCAGAGGUUCCCUCUCCCAUCCAUGUACCGUGCAUUGGUGUGGAAGGUGCUUCUAGGGAUCCUGCCUCCACACCAUGAGUCUCAUGCCCAGGUGAUGAAGUAUCGCAAGGAGCAGUACUCUGAUGUCCUUCAUGCCCUGAAAGUCAUUCGCUUUGUCAGUGAAGCCACAACUCAGGUUGAAGUCUAUCUCCGCAUGUAUCAGCUGGAGUCUGGGAAAUUACCUCGAAGUCCUUCUUUUCCAUUGGAGCCAGAAGAUGAAGUAUUUCUUGCCAUUUCGAAAGCCAUGGAAGAGAUGGUGGAAGAUAGUGUCGACUGUUACUGGAUCAUCCGAUGCUUUGUGAACCAAUUAAAUAACAAGUACCGGGAUUCUUUACCCCAGCUGCCAAAGGCUUUUGAACAAUACUUGAAUCUGGAAGAUAGUAGACUGCUGACUCAUCUGAAGACAUGUUCUGCAGUGUCCAAACUUCCUUAUGAUCUUUGGUUCAAGAGGUGCUUUGCAGGGUGUUUGCCUGAAUCCAGUUUACAGAGAAAGAAUAUGUGGGAGGAAAAAGGCAACCAGGACAAAAGGGUCUGCAGUGACCAGAGACACUUCUCGAAGUCCCAACCCUGAGUUCUCUUCCUCAGCCUCAACUCUAAGACUAAAAGAAGUCAUAAACACUGGCUGACUGUCAAAUGGUGUGGAAGGCCCCCACUGACGGGAGACUCAGCCUACCCACAGAUGGACUGUGCGUGGGAAGCCUGUUUCGUGGUGUUGGAAGGUGACGUCAUCACCUACGACAGCAACUGGGUUAACUGGAUGGCUGCCGGGAGAGUGCCAGGUCAAGAAAGUGGAGCCCCCCCAGGGCACAAAUCAAUUAGGGUACCGGAUCUCAAAUCAGGCAAAGUGGGGACCAAAGGGAGGCCCAAACUUUACCUGUGCAAUAUCCACUUGUAU
Messenger RNA from Carlito syrichta (Philippine tarsier), 2454 nucleotides. Its product is annotated as TBC1 domain family member 7. The record is from RefSeq and is a predicted model, not a curated record. The transcript is spliced from 7 exons. Gene Ontology annotation, molecular function: GTPase activator activity. Lineage: Eukaryota; Metazoa; Chordata; Mammalia; Primates; Tarsiidae. The coding region runs from base 1384 to 2130 and encodes 248 amino acids. Gene Ontology annotation, biological process: negative regulation of TOR signaling; activation of GTPase activity.